AUGAAUAGGGAUUCCUUAGGACAGAUUGGAAAGGGCGGUUCUAGGAGCCCUGGAGAUCUAGGAGCUCUGAAAGGGAAGGAAGUACUAGAAUAUGCUGAAGAUGCUGCGGAAGGGCGAUUGCUGGGAGUGGACAUGGGCCAGAUGAAGUCGCUUGGAGAAGGAACAAGUAAGGCAGUGGGAAUGGUGGCAGCAGAAGCUGGUGAAAGAUCAGGUACUGUAGGGUCAGCGUUACUUGGUAAAGUUGCAGACGAGGGAGGAGGAGAAGGAGGAGGAGGAAAAGGAGGAGGAGAAGGAGUAGGAGGAGGAGGAGGAGGAGGAGGAGGAGGAGGAGGAGGAGGAGGAGGAGGAGGAGGAGGAGGAGGAGGAGGAGGAGGAGGAGGAGGAAGGGGGGCAGGAGGGGUGUGCAUAGCAGCAGAAGCGCCAGCAGUCAGUGUUCAGAAUGGACCAGCUUAUUCUCCUUAUUGCAGCUCCACUUUCAGCAGCAGCAGCUCCGACAGAACCGCCCCUUUCUCCUCUGCCCCUUCUCCCUUUGCUUCUUUUCGACACGCCUCCCUUCCUGCGACCUCUACUCCUUCCACCUCCACCGAUGUGCUACACUCCACCCUUCCUCCUUCCACUGGCCCUUCCAUCUCUACUUCUUUCCUGCACUCCUCCCUUCCUGCUGCCUCUGCUCCUUCCACCUCCACCGAUGUGCUACACUCCACCCUUCCUCCUUCCACUGCCCCUUCCAUCUCUACUUCUUUCCUGCACUCCUCCCUUCCUGCUGCCUCUGCUCCUUCCACCUCCACCGAUGUGCUACACUCCACCCUUCCUCCUUCCACUGCCCCUUCCAUCUCUACUUCUUUCCUGCACUCCUCCCUUCCUGCUGCCUCUGCUCCUUCCACCUCCACCGAUGUGCUACACUCCACCCUUCCUCCUUCCACUGCCCCUUCUAUCUCUACUUCUUUCCUGCACUCCUCCCUUCCUGCUGCCUCUGCUCCUUCCACCUCCACCGAUGUGCUACACUCCACCCUUCCUCCUUCCACUGCCCCUUCCAUCUCUACUUCUUUCCUGCACUCCUCCCUUCCUGCUGCCUCUGCUCCUUCCACCUCCACCGAUGUGCUACACUCCACCCUUCCUCCUUCCACUGGCCCUUCCAUCUCUACUUCUUUCCUGCACUCCUCCCUUCCUGCUGCCUCUGCUCCUUCCACCUCCACCGAUGUGCUACACUCCACCCUUCCUCCUUCCACUGGCCCUUCCAUCUCUACUUCUUUCCUACACUCCUCCCUUCCUGCUGCCUCUGCCCCUUCCGCCUCCACCGAUGUGCCACACUCCACCCUUCCUCCUUCCACUGCCCCUUCCAUCUCUACUUCUUUCCUACACUCCACCCUUCCUCCUUCCACUGCCGCUUCGACCUCUACUUCUUUCCUACACUCCACCCUUCCUGCUACCUGGGAUUACAAUGUCGCUGUAUCUGGGAAAUUGAUGAUGCAAGGAGAGGAUGCAUCGGUGCAAGAAGCAGAGGAGAUGGUGGAGACACAUCGGCUGCAGCAGCGACAGUGGCGGCGGCAGCAGAAGCAACAGCAUCAGCAGCAGCAGCAGCAGCAGCAGCAGCAGCAGCAGCAGCAGCACCAGCAGCAGCAGCAGCAGCAGCAGCAGCAGCAGCAGCAGCAGCAGCAGCAGCAGCAGCAGCAGCAGCAGCAGCAGCAGCAGCAGCAGCAGCAGCAGCAGCAGCAGCAGCAGCAGAAGCAGCGACAACAGGGGCCGCAGCAGGGUCGGCAGCAGAAACAGCAGCAGCAGCGCCAUGCGUCAAGCUUCUGGCAACAAAAUUCAGAAGUUGAAACAGCAGUCGCAUGCCAUGCAGCAGCAGCAGCAGCAGCAGCAGCAGCAGCAGCAGCAGCAGCAGCAGCAGCAGCAGCAGCAGCAGCAGCAGCAGCAGCAGCAGCAGAAGCAGCAGAAGCAGCAGAAGCAGCAGAAGCAGCAGUCGCAUGCCAUUCAGCAGAAUGA
This is a messenger RNA of Closterium sp. Naga37s-1, 1986 nucleotides long. The record is from the annotation of a GenBank genome assembly. Lineage: Eukaryota; Viridiplantae; Streptophyta; Zygnematophyceae; Desmidiales; Closteriaceae.